Messenger RNA from Chara braunii, 1379 nucleotides. The record is from the annotation of a GenBank genome assembly. Lineage: Eukaryota; Viridiplantae; Streptophyta; Charophyceae; Charales; Characeae.
ACCAAGUGCAACAGCCGAUCGGGCACUGGAAUGCGCAGACAUGACUGGGACCGUGGCAAGUUGUUGGACCAUGGGUGAUGCCACCUGCACAGCCUGCACCAGUGAUGCAGACUGCUCCGAAUGCGUAGCCGAUAAUGGUACAACCUCCAGUUAUACCUCCACAAGUUAUAGCUCCGCAUGUCAUAGCCCCACAAGCUAUGCCGGCUGCUUUGCCCCCGACGAGUGGGCAUGCGCAUCAACAAUCAAGCAAUCAGCUAGGCCCGAUCCAAAAUGCUUUGUUAGGUGAAAACAGGUCGCAACGACCCUCUGCGAAUGCUUUCCCUGGGCUUGGGAAUCGUGCGUACUUUACCAAGGAAUACAUGAAUCUGCUGGAGGAGAUCAAGACUACCAAGGUGCUGGACGAAGCAAAGAAGAGGAUUGUUGGCAAUAGGCGAGGAGGAGGGAUCCAAAUCUCUGGUAACUCUGGUGAAAGCCACACUGGGCAAAUACGAAGUACUGACAGAAGUGAGGAGAUGAGAGCCUGGGUCUCAUUUACCCUGGGCGAUUCUCUAAAACUCAUCACGAAGAAACUGGAGGAAGUCGAUGCUAAGGCAAGUGUGGUUGCGGCGGAGAAGGAGGAGCUUGUGAAGCUCGGAGCAGAGAAAGCGGUCCUUGAAAUGGCCAUGCGUAACAAGGUGAAGGAAUCCAGCAGUGAGAAGAGGAAGAGAGCUAUGGCUGUACCUGUUGUAUCUGCUGCUCCUGCCUCGCACGCGAGGAUCACCCCCAAGAAUAGUGCAGCGAAUGCACGUUCGCGGAGCAGCUCGAAGUCGAGAACGCGUAGAGUGGAGAUCUCAUCUGAUGAAGACGGCGACGAGGACGGGGUGAAGCAGAAUCUGGCUCCGAAGCUGGAAAAUAGCAGUGAUUUAUCGGAGGUUAAAAAACUGUUGUCCGAACUGGUCCAGGGAUUGGCGGGACAGAAAGGGAAACAGUGUGCGGUCUCCCCUGAACCGGCACCCGAGCCAGAUGUGCAGAACAAAGAUGCGGAAGAUGUGGACCUCACGCAGAUGCCAAUCAAGGAGGAAGAUGCUGACUCGGAUGAAGACGGACUCGCCUCAUACAUGAAAAUGAGGCAGGACUUCUAUAUGUCCCUGCACUUCUCCCGUGUACAAGAGCUGUGCAAGCAGAGAGGUGUGCAAUACGUUCGGAAAGACGCUAGAUCAUGGGAGUUGGCUCGAUUGGACCUGCAGGAGUACGUGGAUCAAAUUAAGGACGUAGCUCCGAAAGCGGCUGCGGAGCCGUCCCGGAACCAAGACAACGAGAACCUGAAGGACGCGUAUGAGAAUGGGGCAGUUACCGGGAACUAGCAGAUUGGUAGUCUCCGUUCCCUGAAGCGGGCAAUU